Molecule: messenger RNA, 1692 nt
Organism: Mytilinidion resinicola
Lineage: Eukaryota; Fungi; Ascomycota; Dothideomycetes; Mytilinidiales; Mytilinidiaceae
Exons: 2
Coding region: 1-1692 (563 amino acids)
Source: RefSeq, a predicted model, not a curated record
AUGGAACAUCCCUCAAAACGACAAAAACUAUCCCGAGUACAAGCGCCCUAUCGCCGUGCUUUUGACGCGGGAAAAUUGCCGAAUGCGAAGGACGCCGCUGUGUUUGAAAGACCACUGUCGAAGAAAGGCUCAGAACCGCCCGUUGAACAUCGGCGCGAGCCCUUGCCUUUGCGCGAGAUGAAGGGACAUAGAGUGGUUGGGGACAUGCAUCGGAAGAUGCAUCACCGGCGACAGGUCGUUCUACCUUCAGAGCUUACCGUCAUCGUGAACGUUAUCGCGACCGUCGACCAAGACGGCAACACGGUUGGCGUAGAAACAGUAACGCCAACUUCGACAGGGACCUCAGCUGCGUCAAUUGCGUCUGCUCUAGCUGUACCAUCAGUGUCUUCAGUGGCUGUUCUUCCAUCAGUUCCCGCGGUGCCAGCUUUCCCCAGCGACCUCACCGUACCUGCCGUUCCCCCAUUUCCCUCGUUGUCUCUGCCCUCGGUACCGGCAUAUCCAUUCACUUCGACCGCGGAGUCUGCAGUAUCCGUCCAAGCCCAGGGCUCCCAGGUUGUCAUCUCAUCCCCUCCGUUGACGUUUUCGCCAGCGACAACCUCACUUCCAGGGACUAUAUCAAUUUCAAAUUCCGCGAACUCCUCCUCCUCCUCUUCUUCUUCUUCUUCUUCUUCUUUUUCCUCUACUGCUUCUUCUUCGGCAACAGUUGUGUCUGUUGCUGAUUUCUCCAGCUUUAGCGGAAACUCAAGCACCACCACCUUGUCCAGUACUAGUUUCUCUGUCGACUUGAAUAGUACAAUCUCAUCUACAUCUAGUCUCACAUCUACUUCUCAGAGCUCAUCUAGUCAAUCAUCAUCCCAGACGACAAGCACCACAGCGCAGGAAGUUUCAUCAACUACAACAUCAGCCUUCGGAGGCGGAGGCGGAGGCGGAGGCGGUGUAGGUCCGGGUGGCACAGGGACUGCCAGCAGCACGCCCACAGCAGCGGCAGGCAAUGGAGAAGGUGACAGCUCCAACAAAAGUACAAUUUCGACUCCGAAGGUGGUUGGUAGCGUUAUUGGCAGUCUCGCCGGCCUUGCCAUUCUGCUCAUAAUUGCCCUUUUCCUACUACGUCGAUACAAGCGAAAGCAGCAAGGAGCAAUUCAGCUAUCGACGACGAACGACACCACCGACACUGGACCCGUCGCCCUUGGUGGCCAGCCCAUGGCACAGCAAAACACCUUCAUGCCUGUCGCCGCAGCCUCCUUCCUCAGCCGCUUUUCUGGAUCCUCGAAGGGAACUGUUGAAACAGGUGGUGCUGGUCAAGAGCGAGGGUUCCAGAAAAUAUCAGGACGGAAACUUCCCUCGGCUUUCAGCGAAGGCAUGACUUCAGACGCGGUCCCUUUUGAUAGAUCUACUCUGUCAGGCUCGUCUUUCUACCGUGAUAGCCAAGGCUUUUAUGGCGGACCGGGUGUUCCCGUCGGGGCUGCAGCGGCGGGUGGUCUAGCUCACGAAGGUGGCAUUACGGAGGAGAAAAUGAUGCCAUCACCCGCUCGAACGCCUGUCAUCCAUCAUCCAGACGAGGACCCACCCUUCCGCGGCGAACCAUCAACAAGCCCACCACACUCACCUGUGCCACUACCUCUGGGCACUCUCGGUCGGAGUCAUCCCUCACACGAUGGUUCCAGGGCGUCGAAGUUUACAGAAGAAGUCUGA